AUGGUACUGCUCACGAUUCUGCGAAAGAUGAAGCAGAAAGAAAAGGAAGUGCGAUUAUUGAUGCUUGGUCUCGACAACGCAGGAAAAACCACAAUCGUGAAAAAGUUCUGCGGGGAAGACACCAGUGAAAUUUCUCCCACUUUUGGCUUUAACAUCAAGACCCUCGAGUACAAAGGAUUUCGUCUUAAUAUAUGGGAUGUGGGCGGCCAAAAGUCGCUGCGUUCGUACUGGAGAAAUUAUUUCGAAACCACUGACGGACUGAUAUGGGUGGUCGACACGGCCGACAUUCGCAGACUCGGUGAUUGCAAAGCCGAAUUGCAUCAGCUUCUGGAAGAAGAGAGACUUUGCGAAGUUGGGAAGGCGUUGGACAAGAUCAGGAAACUUCAUGCAUUGUACUUGUCUCAACUGAGAGCACCUGCGCAUGUGGUUAGUCAGAAAGACGUCGAAUGGACCGUCAAUGAACUCAGAACCUCGCUGCGAUCCGUUGAGUGGGAUCUCGAGGAUCUUGAUGAAACUUUGAAUAUCCUUUUCAUCCUCUGA
This is a messenger RNA of Notodromas monacha, 540 nucleotides long. The record is from the annotation of a GenBank genome assembly. NCBI's taxonomy places the organism in Eukaryota, Metazoa, Arthropoda, Ostracoda, Podocopida, Cyprididae.